GUCUGAGAAAAUCCAAAGAUAAUAAAAUAUGUCCGAAACAAAUCAAGAAAUUCCAAGAAAAUCUAUUUAAAAAAACCAUGCCAAUUUAACCCGCCACACUUUCCACUGCAUUCCUCCUAACUUCCUGACCUACACCUGUACCUGUGACCCUUGAGCAUGCAGUUCAGCCGGGAGAUCCUACAGGCAUUGGCGGGCGCGGUCACCGCGCUCACCGCCUGCCUGCUGAUCCUGCGCCAGCGACGCGGAUACGUGCUGUUCGCCGCGGUGCCGUACAAGCUAGCGGCAGUGGAGAGCUCCCCGCAGUCCCCACAGCCGGCCGCCCACCAGCUUCGCCCCAACUUGCCGAAGACCAGCAAGAUGCAGCUGUCACGCUCCGAGCAACCCAAAUUCAAGAAGGAUCCCGAACUUGAACUCGACGACAACACCAUCUUUCCUUACCCUUGUAUUGACGAAAAUUGAUAAUACAUUAAAAUAAAAGAGUAAAA
Messenger RNA from Plutella xylostella (diamondback moth), 485 nucleotides. RefSeq lists its product as uncharacterized. The record is from RefSeq and is a predicted model, not a curated record. NCBI's taxonomy places the organism in Eukaryota, Metazoa, Arthropoda, Insecta, Lepidoptera, Plutellidae.